Molecule: messenger RNA, 927 nt
Organism: Hevea brasiliensis (rubber tree)
Lineage: Eukaryota; Viridiplantae; Streptophyta; Magnoliopsida; Malpighiales; Euphorbiaceae
Product: probable disease resistance protein At1g12290
Exons: 1
Coding region: 1-927 (308 amino acids)
Source: RefSeq, a predicted model, not a curated record
AUGUUGGUAAAUCUGAAAUAUCUGAACUUGGAGCAUAAUUUCAAGCUAAAUAGGAUUCCAAGGGGAGUCAUAUCUAGUUUAUCAUCAUUGCAAGUUUUGGAAAUGUACGACGUUGGUAUUUUUGAGGUCCAAAAAGGGGAAGAAAAUAUAUUAAGGGAAGAUAAUAUGCUAGUAGAGGAGUUACAAUGUUUGGAACACUUGAAUGAACUGAGCAGCACAGUAACAAGUGUCUCAGGCCUCCGGUGUUAUGUCAACACUCACACAUUACUCAACUGUACUCGAGCUCUAAGCCUUCAAUUGUUUCCAGGUCCACAAUCUCUCAACAUUUUGUGGUUAGCAAAUAUGAAGAAUCUAGGAUUUAUAAAUAUAGUUGGUCGAAGUGAUUUAGGAGAGCCGGGAGUUGUUGUUGUAAUGGAAGAGAUAGAAACACAUGAUGAUGCAGGUGGAGGUCUAGGCAACUCAAUGAUCUCAAGGGAGACAUGCUUUAAUAGCCUUAAUACAUUGAUUUUAAGGGGAAGCCUCAGAUUGAAGGAUCUGACAUGGAUUAUUCUAGCUCCAAAUUUGACGCAUUUGUUUGUGGGCCAGAACAAGCAUAUAGAAGAGAUAAUAAGUGUUGAAAAGUUAGAUGAUGUUCAAGUUGGGGAUGAAAAUUUCAAUCCAUUUUUUAAACUCGAAUAUCUCAUCUUGGAUAUAUUACCAGAAUUGAAAAGCAUUUAUCCCAAAGCCUUGUCCUUUCCCUCUCUAGAAAGAAUCGAAGUAAAUGAAUGCCGACAGCUUAAGAAGCUGCCAUUAAACUCGAGCAGCGCAAAUGGAGGCAAAGUUGAGAUUAAAGCAGAGGAACGAUGGUGGAAAGAUGUUGAAUGGGAGGAUGAUUCUACUAAAACUACCUUUCUACCGUGCUUUGUGCCUUAUCGCCGUCGGUAUUGA